AUGCAAAACCAGAGCUUUGUCACUGAGUUUAUACUCUUGGGGCUUUCACAAAACCCCCAAAUUGAGAAAAUAUUAUUUCUUAUAUUUUUAUUGGUCUAUCUUGCAACUGUUGUGGGUAACAUGAUGAUUGUGGUGACCAUUAUCUAUAGUCCUGCACUGCAGAGCUCCCCUAUGUACUUCUUCUUGGCAUUCUUAUCUUUUCUGGAUAUAUGUGUCUCUUCUGUUGUCACACCAAAGAUGAUUGCAGACUUGGUUUAUGAGAGGAAGACCAUCUCCUUUGAAUGUUCCAUGACACAGGUCUUUGCUUCGCACUUUUUUGCAGCAGUGGAAGUCAUCAUCCUGGCAGCCAUGGCCUAUGACCGCUAUGUGGCCAUUUGCAAGCCCUUGCACUACUCUUCCAUCAUGAACAGGAGACUCUGUGGUAUUCUGAUAGAGGUGGCCUGGGCUGGAGGAUUCUUACAUUCUACCAUACAAAUUGUCUUCACAUUGCAGCUGCCCUUCUGUGGACCCAAUGUCAUUGAUCAUUUCAUAUGUGACUUGUUCCCAUUGCUGAAGCUUGCCUGCACUGACACACACAUUUUUGUCAUUUUGGUGUUUGCCAACAGUGGCUCUAUCUGCAUCAUUAUAUUCUUGCUUUUGCUUGUUUCUUAUGGUAUCAUUUUGUUCUCUUUGAGAGGUCACAGUUCUGAAGGGAGAAGUAAGGCUCUGUCCACCUGUGGAUCCCAUGUUGCUGUUGUAGUUUUUUUCUUUGUUCCUUGUAUAUUAAUAUAUGCCCGACCUACAUCUCCAUUCCCCUUUGAGAAAAAUGUAUUUGUCUUUACAGAUGUCCUUACACCAUUGUUCAAUCCUAUGGUAUACACUUUCAGGAAUAAAGAAAUGAUAAAUGCCAUAAGGACAAUGUGGAGGAGGCUAGUAGUGGUUUCUGGUCAACAAUAA
Molecule: messenger RNA, 936 nt
Organism: Myodes glareolus (Bank vole)
Lineage: Eukaryota; Metazoa; Chordata; Mammalia; Rodentia; Cricetidae
Product: olfactory receptor 4C15-like
Biological process (GO): G protein-coupled receptor signaling pathway
Cellular component (GO): membrane
Molecular function (GO): olfactory receptor activity; G protein-coupled receptor activity
Source: RefSeq, a predicted model, not a curated record